AUGUCUAGUAUCGCAAUCCAUACCUUACGUGAAUCGGAUCAAAGGCGCUGGACCUAUGGAUCCAAUUAUGUUGAUGGAGCCUUGAGAUUGUUCAGCGUGAGCAGUCUUCUUUCUUGCGGCGACGCCAGGAUCAGUCUUUCAGAAUGGAGAGAAGUGGACUGGAAUGAGAAGUCUGAGGCGUUUCCUAGCUACGUCGCGAUAUCACACUCUUGGACACCCUCUGCCGAGGUUACAAGAAUUUCACAAAAUGCGAACCGACAACUCGAUAUUGAGAUUGGCCAAGAUUCGCCGCAUACUAUCAGCUGGCAUGGCCUACAACAGGCAGCGCUUGCAGCCCAACAUCUGAAAUAUGAACUGCUAUGGCUAGAUUUCAUUUGCCUUAACCAAACAUCUGCAUCUGAUAAGAAGCUACAAGUCCAACAGAUGGGAUACUUGUACGAGAAAGCCGCUGCGGUUAUUAUUAUGCCUGGAGGCGUUUCAGCUGCACAAGCCAUCGAGCUUGAGGCUCCAUGGAUUACCCGAGCCUGGACCCUUCAAGGGGCAACGCUCUGCCCCAAAACAUAUGUACUGGGUUUGGAUGGCAGGCCGAAAAUAACUGACGAGAUGCAUUGGUCAGCAUCUAGUAUGUCACCGGGGUGGUUUCCUCCCAUUGACCAAGUUGACGGUGAACUUGGAAUCAUGGAAAUUCGUGAUCUGUUUCACUCCACAUAUGCCAAUAUCAGGAUCACGAAGUUCAAGAAAGAUACAAAUGAGCCUAUUGAUACCAUACAAUGGACUGUCAAUUGCCUUGGCCGUGGUCCAGCCCUCUCAGCUUUGGGAGCCAUUUUGCUUGCCGAAUCGCCAGCAAUGAGACAAGCUGGCAUCUGGCGGAGUAUAUGGUCGCGGACUUCCAAGUAUCCUCAGGAUAUGGUUUUCAGUAUUAUGCAUCUACUUGAUGUUCACCUUGAGGUUGAUUAUAACAGAAAUAUGGGCGAUCUUAUAGUAGAACUUGCACGCAAAACGUCAGCGCUGCCUUCAUGGCUAGAUAUUGGGCAUGACCUCCCGUUUAGUCCCUAA
Messenger RNA from Trichoderma gamsii, 1056 nucleotides. RefSeq lists its product as hypothetical. The transcript has a single exon. The record is from RefSeq and is a predicted model, not a curated record. The coding region runs from base 1 to 1056 and encodes 351 amino acids. Lineage: Eukaryota; Fungi; Ascomycota; Sordariomycetes; Hypocreales; Hypocreaceae.